AAACCAGCACAUAAAUAUUCCCAAACCAGCACAUAAUAACAGAGCUUCAAUCUCCUCCUGUAUUCUCAACCCUAGUUUCGCUCAGGAAAAAAAAGCUCUCACAAAAGCUUCCGAAGAGAAAAUGCCGUUCAUUUCAGAAGCAGCGAGCGCAAUUAAGAGCAGAUUUGGAUUCCACAACCACCCCAACGACUCCGUUCCACAGGUCCGAAGCACUCCGGAUUUGCUCAAAUCCGCGUCCAGAGAGAAUCUCGCUCAGUCUUCGAUUGUUCGGAACAUACGCGACUGGGAUGACGAUGACGAUGGCAGAGCAGUUGCUAAUACGGAGCCGUCGUCGACGACUUCAUCUCAGAGCUUCGAGUUUCGCGAGGACCCCUCGUUCUGGAAGGAUCACAAUGUGCAGGUGAUAAUUAGGAUUCGUCCUCUUAGUAGUAGUGAAAUAUCUUUGCAAGGCUACGGCAAAUGUGUUCGUCAAGAGAGCUGCCAGGCAGUUACUUGGACGGGACAUCCAGAGUCUCGUUUUACAUUUGAUCUUGUUGCAGAUGAGAAUGUUAGCCAGGAGAACCUCUUCAAAGUGGCUGGAGUGCCCAUGGUUGAAAACUGUGUGGGGGGCUACAACAGCUGCAUGUUUGCAUAUGGCCAAACUGGAAGUGGGAAGACUCAUACAAUGCUUGGAGACAUUGAGGGAGGCACUCGAAGACAUAGUGUCAACUGUGGGAUGACACCCAGAGUCUUUGAAUACUUAUUCUCAAGAAUUCAAAAGGAAAAAGAGGCCCGGAGGGAGGAAAAGUUAAAGUUUACUUGUAAAUGUUCAUUUUUGGAGAUAUACAAUGAACAGAUUCUUGAUCUUUUGGAGCCAUCAUCUAGCAACUUGCAGAUAAGAGAAGACAUUAAGAAAGGAGUUUAUGUUGAAAAUCUCAAGGAGAUAGAAGUUACAAGUGCUCGAGAUGUUAUCCAUCAAUUGAUUCAGGGCGCAGCAAAUAGAAAGGUGGCUGCCACUAAUAUGAAUCGUGCCAGCAGCCGUUCUCAUAGUGUAUUUACAUGCAUCAUUGAAAGCAAGUGGGAAUCCCAAGGUGUAACUCACCAUCGAUUUGCUCGUCUUAAUCUAGUUGAUUUGGCUGGAUCUGAAAGGCAAAAGAGCUCUGGUGCUGAAGGUGAACGUCUCAAGGAAGCUACUAACAUCAACAAGUCACUUUCAACAUUGGGGCUGGUGAUUAUGAACUUGGUAAAUAUAUCCAAUGGGAAAUCACUCCAUGUUCCUUAUAGAGAUUCGAAACUUACAUUUCUGCUUCAGGAUUCUUUAGGAGGGAACUCAAAAACAACUAUAAUUGCAAAUAUAAGUCCUUCUAGUUGUUGUUCUUUGGAGACUCUAAGCACUUUGAAGUUUGCCCAAAGAGCUAAAUUUAUCAAAAAUAAUGCAAUUGUAAAUGAGGAUGCAUUAGGAGAUGUCAUUGCCAUGAGGAUGCAAAUUCAACAACUUAAGAAAGAAGUAUCCCGUUUACGGGGAUUAGUCAGUGGAGGCACAGAGUCUCAAGACAACGAAUCAUUGGCAGUAAGCUUUCCAGGUUCUCCAGGAUCCUUCAAGUGGGAUGGACUAGCCGGUUCAUUUAGUCCACUUACCUCUGGGAAAAGAAUGUCUCAGAAGAAGGAUUAUGAAGUUGCCCUUGUUGGGGCUUUCAGGAGGGAAAAAGAUAAAGACAUUGCAUUGCAGGCAUUGGCUGCUGAGAGUAAGGCAGCCUUGCAGCUGGCAAAACAAAGAGAGGAUGAAAUACAGGGCCUGAAAAUGAGAUUACGGUUUCGAGAGGCUGGAAUAAAGAGGCUGGAAGCAGUUGCCUCUGGAAAGAUAUCAGCUGAGACACACUUACUGAAAGAAAAAGAAGAACAUUUGAAGGAAAUUGAGGUCCUGCGGACCCAGGUUAAUCGAAACCAAGAAGUGACAAGAUUUGCGAUGGAGAAUUUGAGUCUCAAGGAAGAAAUUAGAAGGUUAAAGUCAUUUUAUGAGGAAGGUGAACGUGAAAUUAUGAAUCAACAAAUCAUGGUGUUACAGAGCAAGUUACUGGAAGCUUUGGAUUGGAAACUUAUGCAUGAGUCAGAUCUCUCAAUAGUUCAGAAAACAAAACCAGAUAUGGCAUUGGAAGUUCACGAUGAUGAUAAUCUACUGACUUCCAAUAAGGAGCCAGGAUUGCCUUGGCAGCCAUCAAUUAAUGAGGAGAAUGAAUUUCUCCGCAUGCAGGCCAUUCAGAAUCAAGCAGAAAUGGACUCACUCAGCAAGAACUUAGAACUCUGCUUAGAAGAGAAAGAAAAAUUGGAAAGGCAUGUCAAUGAUUUGGCAACGGAACUUGAAGAAGAAAGAUCUUCGAAAGCCAUGAAAGAAGGGACACAGCAAAUUGAGCUUCCUGCUUUGUCAACUGAUGUGCCUACUCUCAAUUUUAGUGAUCAAAUGGAGCUUAAAGCAAUGGUUGAUGCCAUUGCUGCAGCAAGUCAAAGAGAAGCAGAGGCACAUGAGACAGCAAUUAUCUUGUCUAAAGAAAAUGAAGAACUGCGAAUGAAGAUUAAGGUUUUGAUUGAAGAUAACAACAAGCUCAUUGAAUUGUAUGAGCGGGCUGCUGCAGAAUGCAAUUAUAAAAAUAUUGAAAAAGUUGAGGAUGCUCAAAAUAGCACUGAACCAUGCAACAAUCAUGGGCUAGUUGAACUCGACAAAGAAAAAGAGGUUGAGAUGAAUAAAGUUGAGAACUUAGAGCAUCAGCUAAUGGAAAUGCAUGAAGAAAAUGAAAAACUGAUGGGUUUGUAUGAAAGAGCCAUGCAGGAGAGGGAUGAACUUAAAAGAAUGCUUUCUUCUGCAGAAAAGAAGAUAGUAGAAAGCAAAGAAUUUGAUUGCACAGAAAAGCUUGUUGAAGUUGAUGGAGGGGUAAACAUUAGCAGAUCUCUAAUGUCGAUGGAGGCAAGAGAUUUAAUUGGUCAAACUGAUUUCCCUUCGAUGAAGGUGGAGGAUAUGGGAGAGACUCAAGAGUUUGAGAAACCUUUUGUAUUUGGAGAUGCAAAAAUUUCAAUUGAAGAUGCCAAUUCUUCGGGAUUCCAUAUGCAGGAUAGGCCCAGUCUUAUACAUGACAACAUGAAAAUGUGUAAUGAAGAAAACGAUUUCUCUACAUCGAAUAUCCAUGACAGAGAUGACCUAUGCCAUGCGGGUCUUCAAGCAGACUCGGUAAAUAAGUUUGAUGUUGGAACUGCCUCUAACAUGGAAAUAGAAUCAUCAAAUUGCAUGGCAGUGAAUCUCUCAGAAGAUUUAAAUUUGGCUAGGAUGAAGCUGGAAAAAGCAAAUGAACGACUUUUAGAUUCUACCAAAGCUAUUUCUCAAUUUGGUUCCCUUGAGAAACUAAUCACAGAGGUAGUUAAACUCUCGAGUGAAAUUGAAGUGAUGGAAGACGAAAUUCAGGCCAAGCAGCAGCAUUUUGAAUCCCUUAAACUUGUCUCUACUGAAAUGCCAGAAAGAAGGGCUCUUAUUAACAAAAAGUUAAUGGCUCUCAAGAACUCUUUAUCAAGCUUUUGUUCAUCAGUAGCCUACUUUGAGCAACGAGAAGCACGUGCAGAAGCAAGGGUAAAUGCAUCAAAAUCUUCUCUGAGCCAAAAGAAGGAGAAAUUGGCCACUGUACAGGUUCAAAAGGAUGAAAUUCAGGCUUCUCUAAGGAGUAUUCAACAAUCCGAAGUUGAAUUAGGUAACAGCCUUGCAUGCUUAAAAUUAAAACUGGAGGAAGAAAAACGGAAACAUGAGAAUGAAAAGGUUCUCUUCGCCAUAGACAACGUCGAAAAAGACUCAAAGAAAUGCUGGCAGAUGGGAGGAAAAGCUACUGAAUUACUGAAGUCCGAAGAAGCAAAAACCAAGCUGCAAGUGGAGACGAAGCUAACUCAAGAGAGACUGGGGGUCAUAAGAAAAGAGAUUGAAGAUUUGAAGAGGAAGUCCAUGAAGGUCGACAACGAAGCACAAGCUGUUCAAAUGGAGAUCGAGAAAGGUCUGAGGUCUGUGGAAGAGAUGGAGAAUGCCCUGCAGGGUGUAAUCCAAGAGAAAAAGACAUUGCUGGAAAUGAAAGAGAAUGGAAAAACCGAAAUGGAAAGUCUGAUUCUUGAAUACCAACAGCAUUUCUUUGAAGCUGAUUUGAAGGAAGCAGAGAUGACAAUCUUGGAGGAAGAAUUGCAGACAGUGUCGAGAAGAGUAGAAGAGUUGAGGAAAGCUAGGUCAGUGGCAGCUGAGAAAACAACCCAGUUGUUGGACACAGAAGCUAACUCAUGUUUCGUAGAGAAGAUGGAACAAGAGUUGCAAAGUGUUAGAACAUCAAUUGUAGAGGCAAAGUCGUUAUUGCUAAGAAAGGGAAACUGAAACCUGGUCAAAAAGUACUUCCUUGUACUAUUUCCACAACAACAACCCAAAAAAAAAAAAAAGACGAGCUCUCUUGUCAAUUUCUCUUGUAAUUAAGAGUCAUUUCACUUUUUGAUUUUUUGAUGUAGAAGUCAAUGUUAAAUUGGUUCUUUUUAUAUAUUUUGAUUGAAUUA
Molecule: messenger RNA, 4542 nt
Organism: Ziziphus jujuba (common jujube)
Lineage: Eukaryota; Viridiplantae; Streptophyta; Magnoliopsida; Rosales; Rhamnaceae
Product: kinesin-like protein KIN-12E
Exons: 21
Coding region: 122-4369 (1415 amino acids)
Biological process (GO): microtubule-based movement
Molecular function (GO): ATP binding; microtubule binding; microtubule motor activity
Source: RefSeq, a predicted model, not a curated record